This is a messenger RNA of Oryzias latipes (Japanese medaka), 4950 nucleotides long. It is a transcript of the gene pla2g4ab, whose product is annotated as phospholipase A2, group IVAb (cytosolic, calcium-dependent). Lineage: Eukaryota; Metazoa; Chordata; Actinopteri; Beloniformes; Adrianichthyidae. Gene Ontology annotation, biological process: glycerophospholipid catabolic process. Gene Ontology annotation, cellular component: endoplasmic reticulum; nucleus; Golgi apparatus. The record is from RefSeq and is a predicted model, not a curated record. Gene Ontology annotation, molecular function: calcium-dependent phospholipid binding; calcium ion binding.
GCUUUACAACUGUGUGAAAAUUGACACUUAUAUACGUGACCCCCCCUUAAAAAAAGGAAAUUAACGAUUUGAAGUUGUCGCUUUAAUUCGUACUCGUCACUAGUAGCCUGAUAUUUUCAAGUUCUGUGAACAAAAUAAAACAGGCAUUCAUGAAGAAUUACUAAAGUUUUGUCAGUUUAUUAUUGCUUCUGGAUAUUUUGUUAGACUGUUUAGCACAAAAUGUUCUAUUUUUCUGCAGUCAAAACUGACUGUUCAUCUAUAUUCGGGCGAAACCUGCUGGCGCGGUGCCGAUUCGUGCGUAAGACUAGUAAUCCGGAAAAAGCGGUUACUAUUCUUAAAUGCACAACAGUCUGAAUUCAUGGGAAAUGUUUUUGUGAUUCAAAGAGCUAGUAGUCCGAGCUGGUUUUUCACUCGACCGUCUCAGGUAGGAGUGCUGCAGCUCCACCUGAGCAGGCUUCACUGUGCGCUUUGUUCCAGGCGUCACUGCUUUGCAUCAUCAGACCAGCUCGCAGGAGUCGGCGCCUUUCUCUCUCCUAUGAAAAUUCUGCGCGGCGUGCUCCAAAUUGCUUUGGCAAACGCACAGAGCUUGGCGCCCCCCUCAUUGUGUGCCGCUGCUCCCAGAACCAGGUUUUUCAUGCAUCGUUCAAGUGACAGAUGAUCCCCUGAGUUCAAGAGCCCAUCUCAUUGAAGGGUUUCGUGAGAUAUAUUUACCCAACAAUACAAUGGCUUCCAACAUAAUUGUGGAACAACAGUUCUCACACAAAUUCACUGUGACAGUGGUCCGAGCUGAGAACGUCACCAAAGGAGCGCUGGGUGAUCUGUUGGAUACCCCAGAUCCAUAUGUGGAGCUGUUCAUCCCAACAGCCCCGGAAAGCAGGAAAAGGACCAAGCAUAUCGACAAUGACAUCAAUCCAAAGUGGAAUGAGACAUUUCAUUUCAUUUUGGAUCCCAACCAGCAAAAUGUCUUGGAGUUAACAUUAAUGGAUGCAAAUUACGUGAUGGAUGAGACCCUCGGGACAGCGUCCUUUGACAUCUCAAAGUUUGAAGUGGGCCAGACAAAGAUGGAAACGUUCCUUAUUGGCAAAGCAACCAAAGUAUACCUUAACCUGUCACUGGAGAUCUGUACGAACCUGGAUUUAAGGUUCAGCCAUGCUCUCUGUGAUAAAGAGAAGGAGUUCAGACAAACCCGUAGAGAAAGAGUGAUGCUAGGCAUCAAAAAGCUGCUAGACAUGGAGAAGCCCCGCUUCCUUCCCAGUUCCCCAGAAGAGGUGCCUGUAAUAGCUAUAGCAGGGUCAGGUGGGGGCUUCAGAGCCAUGGUCGGCUUCUCGGGUGUCAUGAAGGCCCUGUUCGAGUCUGGAGUUUUAGAUUGUGCCACAUAUGUCGCCGGGCUCUCUGGAUCCACUUGGUACAUGUCAGCUCUUUACUCCCACCCGGACUUUCCUAACAAGGGACCGAAGGACAUCAACAAUGAGUUAAUGAACAGAGUUAGUAGUAAUCCACUAAGGCUGCUGAUGCCGCAGCACAUCACCAACUAUAUACAGGCCCUUUGGACCAAAAAGGCCUCGGGGCAGCCUGUUACUUUUACCGAUAUAUUCGGUAUGCUCAUCGGGGAAACACUCGUACCCUCGAGGAUGCACAUCAAGCUGAGUAAUAUACAGCAAAGAAUAAACCAGGCCCAGAAUCCUCUUCCUCUCUUCACAUGUCUGCACGUCAAGCCAGACGUUUCUGAACUGAUGUUUGCAGAUUGGGUCGAGUUCAGUCCGUAUGAAAUUGGGAUGGCAAAAUAUGGCACCUUCAUGACGCCCGACUUGUUUGGAAGCAAGUUCUUCAUGGGAACUGUGGUGAAGAAGUAUGAAGAGAACCCUCUGCAUUUUCUGAUGGGUGUUUGGGGAAGCGCCUUCUCCAUUCUGUUCAACAGAGUGCUGGGAGUCAAGGACACAGGUGGAAGUGGUGGCAGCACCAUGGAGGAGGAGUUAGAGCAGAUCAAACCACAGCACAUAGUCGGAGAAGAUAGCCUGGACAACGAUGACGAGCCUCGCAAAGGUGGAACGGAAAACCAGGAGGCAGAGGAGGAGUAUAGCCGCACUGCUCAGGCCAGUUGGGUUCACAGGACGUUCACGUCCUUCUUCAGUGAGUCCGUUCUCUUCAACACUAGGGAGGGACGAGCUGGAAAGGUGCAUAAUUUCAUGCUGGGCCUGAAUCUGAACACAAGCGUACCCUUUUCUCCUGUCACUGGGGUAAUGCCCUCUUCAGUACCUGAGGAGGAGGUGGAUGCUGUAACAGAUCCGGAUGAAUUUGAUCGCAUUUAUGAGCCUCUUGAUGUGAAAAGUAAGAAAAUCCAUAUUGUGGACAGCGGCCUAACAUACAACCUCCCGUACCCUCUCAUCCUGCGGCCGCAGCGUGGUGUUGACCUCAUCAUCUCUUUUGACUUUUCUGCACGACCAAGUGACUCUAGCCCCCCAUUUAAGGAGCUGCUGUUGGCAGAAAAGUGGGCCAGAAUGAACAAGCUUCCAUUCCCUAAGAUUGACCCCAAAGUGUUUGACCGUGAGGGCCUGAAGGAGUGCUACGUCUUCAAACCAAGGAAGGGUGAAAAGAACUGUCCCACCGUCAUCCACUUUGUCCUGGUCAACAUCAACUUCAGGACGUUCAAAGCACCCGGAGUUCCCAGAGAAACUGAGAUGGAGAAGGAACUGGCAGACUUUGACAUUUUUGACGACCCUGAGACGCCGUACUCCACUUUUAAUUUUCAGUACACCAACAAGGCAUUCACACAACUCCAUGACUUAAUGGAGUUCAACACCCUUAACAACCUUGAGGUCAUCAAAGAAGCCAUCAAAGAUUGCAUUGUGUCCCGGAAAGAAAACCCUGCAAGCCUCUCACAUCCCUUUUCUCUUAAAGAGAUUCCUAAAAAGAAGUUUCCUAAAAGAAGCACAGCCUUCGAAUCAUCUUGAGAAUGAAAAACAUUAACUUUGAGCUAAGACUUGAAAUGAGAAAGAAUUUUGUCAUAUCAUCUAUAUCUUUAUUUGUUUGUUCAUUGGCAAGAUGCUGUUUCCUUGUAUAUUUUAAUUUAUGAUUUUAUUCAAAUCUAGAUUUUACAUAAUAAUCCAACAUUUGAACUUCAGUAUAAGAGAGUUACAGUCAGAAAAACAUAAGAUUGCAUUUUGUUUUUACAUUUUCAUCUGGUUUCAGAUGUGCAGGUGUGACUGCUAAAAAAAACUUUACAUACUGCAAAAACUUAAUGCUGAUUUUCCUGCUGUAUUACACUUUGAUUAAUAGGCUACUUAAUAGACGUGUGUGGACUGGACCCUUAUCUCUGCUAUCACAAAUGGCUAAAUGUUUAUUUCUGUUGUUUUCAUAAAUUCAUAGAUAGCACAAAACCGCAGUUACUUUCCUUUUUUGCUGCUGCAGAAAAAAAAUAUUCACUGUAUUCAAUCUGCAGAAUACAUACAAAUGCUUUACUGCACUUCAGGAUGGGGCAUUUGCAUGUAUCUGCAGUAAAUGUUGGUUUUAGGUCAGUGAGUUCACUGUGACAUUUCUUUUUCUGUUCCUGCAUGCCAAUAUUAUGUGGAACUGUGCAGCAUGCAAAUAACUUGUUUUAUGUGUUGUUGCUUUUAUUAUAAUUAUUUACCAGAACACAAUAUAUACAUAAUUAUGUAUUCAAGUUCAGAAACAUUGACAUAGAUCACGCAAUGUUUGGUGUAAAGGCAUCGUCUAAACACAGCAACUGCACCGCCUCUUAUACCUCAAUGAUCUUUGCGUUGUUUGCCCACCCACAUGCAGGAAGCACUCCCUUUGGGGAGUGUCUUGCUAAUAAAUCCACCAUGUUGGAAAAACAAAAGUCAAUACCAUAGCAACUGCCUUAUCUAUUCUGCUUCCUCUUGCAGCAGGAUAAAGAUGACUGAUGGUUCAGUGUGCCACAAUGACACAAUUUACUACUUUUUGUGUCCAAACCCCAUCUUAGACUCUGAAACCAGGGUGGUUUUACAUGGAACAACUAAGUUGAGUGGCCCUUGACAACAUUCGGUGGAAUUUUACACACUACACCUACACCUAAAGCGGUAAAAGUCAGGAAUUUGACACACUACGCCUACACCUGUAGGGGCCUGCGGACUGCACACACACACACAGAGGUGGAAUUUGGCACCGAUUCGCUUGCGUAUGCUCUAUACUCAAAUUUCAUCUCCUAGUUUUGAAACCUGCUGCAGGGAUUCAUAUUUAGAAAGUCUUUCGUUUUUUGUUAAAAAAUUUCUCUUUCCUUUUUUAGAGUGAGGACAUUUUUUAUCCUCAAUUGUAUGUUUUUCAAAGAAAUCGUGUGGCGGGUUUGGUAAAUUGUUCUUCCCUCGGGUGAAUCAAAGUUACCCGAGGAGUUGAAGAGCUUUGACGUGUCUGGAUAUGCAAGCGAUUAAAAAGCAAAUUAUGUACAAGAGUUAUCCAAAAACCGUAAUUUUAAAGUCAUGAUAGUAAAAGCAGGUUAAUGGAUUCAUGUAUUUUGCUGCCUUUGCACUAGCUCAAUUUAAUCGUUUUUCAGAACAUUCUUUUUUGUUUAAACUCUUGAGGUUAUCAUCAAGAAAACAGUGCCGUUCACACUGUUAAUAUGCACUGCUGGCUUUUGUGUAGAUAUUCAUUUAUUUUAACAAAAUUGUAAUUCUGAUAAUAGAUCAUAGAGUUUUAUAGCAACAAAACAAGCAUUGGUAAUUUUGUAUUGUCAACUUUUGUGGGUUACUAUGUUACACUUUAACUUGUCAUUUUGCAUUUUACUGAGAAAACAAGACAUGUAGGGGCAUUUUAUGUCAUCUAUGAUCUUUGACACUGUUUACGUAUAACAAGAUAGAAGGUCAGUUCAUAGGAUUUGAAAGGUUCGCAUAAAUACUUGUGCGAUUUUCGCCGUGUCAUGACUGGCAAUGUUAUGAGGUAAAUGUGUAUGUUAAAAUAAAAAAAGGAGACAUUUAA